AAAGCAGCGAUAUGUAACAUCGUCGCGACAAGGUCAAGCAAUCACUCCAUAUCUGUUUCCUUCGCUUCCUCUUCCGACAGCUCCACAUCUGAUACUAGUUUGAUACCAUAACAUAGCAACAUUGCAGUACAAACAACAUGGCACCUUCAGAAGAACCCAUCCUCUUCCUCUGGUCUUUCUCACCUUGGGCCAGCAAAGUUGUAGCCUACCUGACCCUCCGCGGCAUCCCGCACGCCCGCUGCGAACAACCCAUCACCUUGCCUCGUCCGGACAUUGCUGCCCUGGGCGUCAAAUACCGGCGCAUCCCUGUCCUGAGCAUCGGAAGGGACAUCUACUGCGAUACUCUGCUCAUCAUCGAAAAGCUCGAGUCCCUCUAUAGCGCCAACGGGCACCAUGGCAUCGGCGCUAGAAAUAAGACCGAGCUGGCGCUGGAGAAGCUGUUGGAGAAGUGGACUGACGUGGUGGUGUUCAAGCCUGCGGCGGCUGUGAUUCCGACCGACCUGGACUUGAUGAAGGAUCCGGGGUUCCAGAAAGACAGGGAGGAGUUGUGGGGUCGGCCGUGGUCGAAAGAGGCACAGGAGAAGCUUCGGCCGGCUGCGUUGGCUAACAUGCGGGAGAACUUCGAUUUCCUCGAAAGCGUGCUGGCAGAUGGCAGGCAGUGGAUAUCCGGUGGUGAGGAUGAUGGGGUGAGGUUGGCAGAUAUUCAUGGUAAGUCGCUCGAAAUUGAUCGCUUGAUUUUGAUGUCACGUGGCGCAUAAAACCUGGAUCCUUCCCCGAAGACUUCUUCAACAAGCAGCGCUACCCAAAGACGUUUG
This is a messenger RNA of Baudoinia panamericana UAMH 10762, 815 nucleotides long. RefSeq lists its product as uncharacterized. The transcript has 2 exons. Bases 138 to 758 code for a protein of 206 amino acids. NCBI's taxonomy places the organism in Eukaryota, Fungi, Ascomycota, Dothideomycetes, Mycosphaerellales, Teratosphaeriaceae. The record is from RefSeq and is a predicted model, not a curated record.